Phycodurus eques (leafy seadragon) is the source of this 1054-nucleotide messenger RNA. RefSeq names its product mitochondrial ribosomal protein L23 (gene mrpl23). Bases 83 to 547 code for a protein of 154 amino acids. Gene Ontology annotation, cellular component: ribosome; mitochondrial large ribosomal subunit. The transcript is spliced from 5 exons. Gene Ontology annotation, molecular function: structural constituent of ribosome. Gene Ontology annotation, biological process: mitochondrial translation. Lineage: Eukaryota; Metazoa; Chordata; Actinopteri; Syngnathiformes; Syngnathidae. The record is from RefSeq and is a predicted model, not a curated record.
GUUCCCGGAAGUACGCGCACAUGUCCUGCUGAAACAACCUUGGAAAUCAUUUUGCUUGUCAAGUCAACGAACCGUAACGAGGAUGCCAGUGACGAGACUGCUAUAUCCUUUCUACCAGCUGGGUAACCCACAGCUGAGACUCUUCAGACCCAACUGGUUCUUGACGCUGGUGAGGCCUGGAAAAGAGCAGCCUCCUGACACUGUCCAGUUCCGCAUCCCGAUGGAGAUGACAAAGUAUGAUGUCAAAAACUACCUGGAGAAGAUCUAUAAUGUUCCAGUGGGAGACAUCCGCACCAGGAUACAGUUUGGUUCCAACAAGAAGAGGAAUCACCUUAACCAGAGGGUGAAGCAGCCCGACUAUAAAGUUGCAUAUGUUCAGCUGUCUCAAGGCCAGACGUUCGGCUUUCCUGAUAUCUUCCCAGCAAAGACCAGCACGCCAGCAGAGGGUUCCAUGGAGGAGAUUCAGGAGAAGUUCAUGGAGGACGAAAAGCAGAGGCAGAAACCUGACCCGAGGAGAGGAGGGGUCACGGAGUGGUUCGGACUCUGAGGCGGUUCACCUACGAGGAGGCUGUUUCAUUGGGUGAACUACAUUGAAGAAGCAACUGUUGGGAUGUCACAUCGACUCUUUUUCUGCAUACAUAGCUCACGAGCGCACAGGCCUCUUCGUGUGUGUGUACGAGAAUUUUUUUGGAGACCAGUAGCUGGAGCCAGAACAGAAUCCCCGGAGGAGGCAAAUGGCUCGGCCUGUGUUUCAUGAAACUGUCCCACCCUACAGAACCUCACUCACCUCCGAUGACCUCCUCUUUGACGUUUUCUCUUGCCGCCUUCUUUUGGGCGACAUUUUCUCUCCCCAAAAAUCACGUUUGCUCAGAAGUCUCAUUUUAUGUCAAUAAUAAAUGUGAAAAAAAGACUUAGGUAUUUGUACAGUCCAUUUUUAAGUCACAUGUUAAUAAAACAAUGAACAUGAACACAGUAAAGCACUCUUAAAUUUGUUAAGACAAAUGUGUCACCUGUCACGCAAGAGUUGUGAACCACUGCUACUGUAGGCUGUAAA